Molecule: messenger RNA, 756 nt
Organism: Panthera uncia (snow leopard)
Lineage: Eukaryota; Metazoa; Chordata; Mammalia; Carnivora; Felidae
Gene: ADAMTS16
Product: ADAM metallopeptidase with thrombospondin type 1 motif 16
Exons: 5
Coding region: 1-756 (251 amino acids)
Biological process (GO): extracellular matrix organization; proteolysis
Cellular component (GO): extracellular matrix
Molecular function (GO): metalloendopeptidase activity
Source: RefSeq, a predicted model, not a curated record
AUGCCCCAGCCUCCCGAGGGAGACCUUUUCGUCCUGCCCGACGAGUAUGCGUCUUGCUGCAGGCACAAGCGCUCUCUUCUCAAGUCCCAUAGGAACGAGGAGCUGAAUGUGGAGACGCUGGUGGUGGUCGACAGGAAGAUGACGCAGACGCACGGCCACGAGAACAUCACCACCUACGUGCUGACGAUACUCAACAUGAGCCGUGUUCAGAACUCCAGGGAACAGACUGGCCCUCUCUGCAAGCGGGCAGCACGGUUUGAGGGGGCCAAGGUCUUCAUUUACCAGAAAUCUGUACGGGGACCCCGAGACAGUUCAGCGCAGGACCGGCCUUCUCCAGCAGGACUCUGGGGGCUGGGGGAACGUCACAUGUGGGGACUGACGGGGAAUGCCUGUCUUUUUCAGGUGUCUGCUUUGUUCAAAGAUGGAACGAUAGGAGGAAACAUCAACAUCGCAGUUGUAGGCCUGAUUCUUCUAGAGGAAGACCAGCCGGGGCUUGUGAUCAGCCACCACGCGGACCACACCUUAAGCAGCUUCUGCCAGUGGCAGUCUGGCUUGAUGGGCAAAGACGGGACACGCCAUGACCACGCCAUCUUGCUGACCGGUCUGGACAUAUGUUCCUGGAAGAAUGAGCCCUGCGACACCCUGGGAUUUGCGCCCAUCAGUGGAAUGUGCAGUAAAUACCGCAGCUGUACGAUUAAUGAAGACACAGGGCUUGGACUGGCCUUCACCAUUGCCCAUGAGUCUGGACACAAGUAA